Panicum hallii is the source of this 2666-nucleotide messenger RNA. RefSeq names its product probable L-type lectin-domain containing receptor kinase S.5. The transcript has 2 exons. Gene Ontology annotation, biological process: protein phosphorylation. Lineage: Eukaryota; Viridiplantae; Streptophyta; Magnoliopsida; Poales; Poaceae. The record is from RefSeq and is a predicted model, not a curated record. Bases 89 to 2323 code for a protein of 744 amino acids. Gene Ontology annotation, molecular function: ATP binding; protein kinase activity. Gene Ontology annotation, cellular component: plasma membrane.
CCCAUCUCCACUAGAACUUUUUUUUCCACCGUACGCUACUUAUAUCAGCAGGCGAGGUCUCGCCACCAGGGGGCCUAGCCAUUACAGGAUGGGCUUUCAUGCUAUUAAGCUUCCACAGGUGCCAGCAGUCCCAUUUUGGUGCACCAUCCUACUCCUCCUAUGCUUGCUUCUCUCCUGCUCGCAGGCAAAAUCAGCAUGCAAAUGCCCCAGCUCCGACCAGGAUCCCAGCAACAUGUACACCUUGAGCAAUACCUUCGACAACCUUCAUAGCUACCUGCUUCCGGCAAACUCGAGUUCUACGUUUCCAUCAGCUGGCCUCGGGUCUUACAAGAAACUUCCUACUUCGAAGCUGAACUUAUCUGAACCGGGGCUCCUCAUCCUUCAUGAUCAAUUGAUCAAGCUGUGGGCGGAACCAACAAGCGGCAAUUGGACGACGAUCCGCGAGGCAUCCUUCAGCGUCGAAUUCACCAUGAGCAUCUACCAACCAAACAACCAGAAGACGCCAGGUGGUGGUAAUUUGAUCAUCUUCGCCAUAAUCCCUGCCGACUUUCUGUAUGCGUAUGGGUAUGGCAAUGGGUCCUUUGCUAUUGCUACACAACUCAAUUCCUCCGCCUGUGACAGAUUUGAGCCUAUCGUGGAUGCCACCAAACUCGCGGGCAACCAAUUCACCAUCAUGGCCGGUAGAUAUCAUCAGAUGAUACUUAAUGAAACUGUUAUGUGUGUGGGAAUUGACAUAAAGCCGUUGGGGGCAGUCGAUUCAAUUAAGACAAAGUACAGUGUUUCGAUUGACUACAACUCUAUCGGCCAUAACAUGACGGUCCAGGUCAGCGUCGUCGAUGGAGGAGAUGAAAGAAAGCAAAGCAGCGGCAGCAAGCAACGCGUCAGCUUCAGCAACAUCUAUUCGCAGUUUGGCUUCUUCAGCUUCUACUCCUCCAUGGGGCAGCUCUUUCAACUCGACACCUUGAACUCGACGGUCGAGCGGCUCUCCGAAACAAUCCCUCACAAGAAGAAAUGGACUACUACCAUUAUAUUGUCCUCGGUUCUCGGAUCAGCAGCUGCCACCGUGGUCACGGCAGCUGUUGUGUAUUGCUACUUUAACUCCAAGUACAGGGGGUGGAAGAAGGAGCUGGAUCAGCUGGCCAAGUCCAUGCAGCUCCUGCCAGGUGUGCCGACUCAAUUCAACUUCAAUGAUAUUCGAAGAGCAACCAACAACUUUCACGAGACGACGAAGCUGGGGCGAGGCGGGUUUGGCGCUGUGUAUAGAUGCAGGCACCCUGGCCCCAAAAAGAGUGAGGCGCUGGAGGUCGCCGUUAAGAAGUUCAGUCGGGAUGACAACCGACGUUACGAGGACUUCCUAGCAGAGGUCAGCGUCAUCAAUCGUCUCCGCCACAAGAAUAUUGUCCCUCUCGUUGGGUGGUCUUACAAUAAAGGAGAGCCCUUACUUAUCUACGAGUACAUGCCUAAUGGUAGCUUGGACCAACAUCUCUUCGGCAGGAGCGGUGGUAAACAGCAGCAGCCAACUCAGAUUAACAGGUGGGACACUCGUUAUAACAUGGUGAAGGAUAUUGCUACAGGACUGCACUAUGUCCAUCAUGAGUACGAGCGUAGGGUGCUCCACCGUGACAUCAAGGCAAACAACAUCAUGAUCGAUUCCGCCUUCCGAGGACGCCUAGGGGAUUUUGGACUUGCCUGUGUUGUGGCCGAGGGAAAGAACUCCUAUACUGACAUAGGCGCCCCUGGAACCCUUGGCUUCAGGGCACCUGAGUAUGUUCAUAGCGGAAAGGCCACAACCAAGUCGGACAUCUUUGCAUUUGGGGUCCUCAUCCUGGAGAUUGUAACAGGCAAGGCGGCGGUUGAUGCGCAGUUCUGUCAUGUUACAGAUUGGGUCUGGCGUCUUCACAAGGAGGGUAGGCUACUCGAUGCUAUUGACCACCCUCUGCUGACAACCGAGUUUGACGCCAGCGAUGCCAAGCGUCUGCUACUUCUCGGUUUGGCAUGCAGCAACCCGAACCCAUCGGACCGGCCGACAAUGGUGGAGGCUGUGCAGAUCAUAACCAAAUCGGCAUCGCCACCAGACGUGCCUCUUGAGAAGCCAAGGUUUGUAUGGCCACCAGAAGGGCUUUCCUUGAGCCCUGACGACAGCACAGAGCUGAGUAGUUUGGGCAGCAGUCUGACGGUCGGGAUCGAGAUGACUGCAGGACAUGGCUCUCCUGAGAACGGAGGCAAUUGUUUGCACCACCGACCCAUCACUCCUAUGGCAGGGCCUUCGCAGGAGCUCUUCUCCAUUUAUCACACUUCAUGCAGAGUAGCGAAUGAAAGGUAGUAGUUGAAAAUUCUUGGUACGUAUAUAUGCUGGUUGGUUGCGGCAUCGAUUUGCUCCGCUUCACCGAUGAAGCCUUGUGUGUGUUUGUACAAGUGUGUACCAUGAGAAAAUUUCCAAAUCCUGGCCACGCCAGUGAGGAAGAUCUUUUUUACCUCAGUCUGAAAUUCGCUUAUACGGAGGAGUUGAAUCUAGGAUAUAAGAGUGCUAUUAGAGCUAUCUAACCAAAUCAGCUAGAGGUCCAUUCGCAUAACAAUCUUUAUGAAGUAGUUGAACGUGGAAGCAGGCCAAUGUACCCAACUCAAGUUUGCUGCUUGUUUGAGACCUUCAUCCAUUGUGUUUGUCA